AUGCCGCUCUGUAGUAUGACUCCAAAGGGAACAAAGAAGCCAAGAGACAUUCUGUGGUAUAGGGCUGAACCAUCUGGAGACCUUACUCAGCAACUGGUCCAAGAGCUCCUUGCUGGAAGAAGGGCACCACGUCCUGCGACCGUCUCCUCGGCGGGGCCUGGCAGGGGCCGGCGCAGGGCAGCAGGGCCUCGGCGGUGCUGCGACCACCCGGGGGCCUCCCCCUGCUCGUCCUCCUUCUCCCUGGACCAGCUGCAGAGUGUCAGCGGAAAGGCCGGGAAGAGGGGGGCUGAGGCCGGGGCUUGGCCCAAGGCCUGCGAGAGCAGCAGCAGCCUGCAGGACCGGGUGCAGACCGUCACCGAGGGGUGCAGCGGUGAGGAUGACAACGGGCAGGCGGAAAACCUUUACCCUGAUGGCCACUACCAGCGGAGGCCAAGAAGUGGCGCAUCCCCCCAGAGGCUCCGCGGUCUGGGUGACGAGAAGUACGAUUUUAUCCCUGAAAAGGAGAAGACAGCGAGUGCCCUGACGCUGUGCAGAUGCCAGGAGGAGCAGGACACGAAGGUGAGGCAGCUGCCGGCCUCUGAGGUUUGGGAUGAGGUGAGAAGGCAGGAGAAGAAACUCAGAUCCAGACGGGAGGAGAGGCAACAGCUGAUGGCGGAAAACCUGAAGAGAUGGCAGAGAGACCAGGAUCAAAGGAAGGCCAAACGCAGGCUGGAUGAGAAACGACUCUUGGAGGCCAGGCAGAAAGAAAUGAUGUUGCGAGAGAAUAAAUGGAAGAGACUGGCGCAGGAGGAAGAAACCAAGCGCAAGGCAAAACUUGAAAGAUCAAAGCUGCAAGCUGAGUACAGGAAAUAUUGUCAAGAAAAGCAGCUAAGAGAGAAAAAGAUCCUGGAGCAGGAUACUAGAGACUUGAAGUAUAAUCUGCUCCGAGACAAAAUGUCACGGGCUUGUGAGAAAAGGCUUUCAAAAGAAAUUGAAAGGAAGAAGAAGAGACAAGAGUUGAACCAGUAUGAAAUGACAAGACACAGACGCCUGAAAGAUCAAGUUGAUCACCAAGUCAAAGCUGAUGAACUUUGCAAGAGACACGCUAUAGAGCAAAAACUUCAAAGAUCUAAAGAAAUCCUUGAUCAGCUGAUGGAGGAAAGGAAUAGGGAAUCAAAACAAAAAGCUCUAAAGGAAGAAAAACGAAGUGUUAUGGCCAAAUUUAGAGCAAAAGAGACAGAGGAAGAAAGGAGAAGACGUAAAAGUAUGUUGCUGCAAAUAGCUGAGAUGAAAAUUCAGCAAGCUCAAGAAAUGCUGGCCAAAACUAUCCAACAGAAAGAAAUAGAAGAAGCCAUUAGAAGGCGAGAUCAGAAGAGUGAUCAAAUAUUAAGAGAUAAGGAAUCUGCUUCAGGAAAAGCUAGAAGAAUACCCACAACAUCUUAUGGCCUGGGACAAAAAGGUAUAAAAAAGCCAGAGCAGCAUGCAAGAGCUUUGAAGUGCCAUACCCAUCUGGAAGAAGAGUCUCUCUCCACGCAUUUUGAGCAACACAACUAUAGGCUUUUACCACCACCCCAUAGGAGGGGCAUGCCAAUAAUAGAGGAAGUGAAAAACAACAGAAGUGAUGAGAUCACAUCCAGAUACAACUCAGUGUCCCGAUGUAAAGCAAUAAAACUUGGCCUCCGGAUGCAUCAACAUUUUGGUUUGGAUCAGGAGCACACUUCUGAGCAGAAUUUACUGAUCAUCCCCACUUACCAGGGUUUUAGUCACCUUGCAGAGUGCUCUUGGAGGCCAAAACUGGAUUCCUUUCAGCUAAAACUCAAUUAG
Struthio camelus australis is the source of this 1803-nucleotide messenger RNA. The record is from RefSeq and is a predicted model, not a curated record. NCBI's taxonomy places the organism in Eukaryota, Metazoa, Chordata, Aves, Struthioniformes, Struthionidae.